CUUACGCCCAUCGACCUCACGCCACUGUACGACACUCUCCUCGCAUGAACCUCUGAUACACUACACGAACAUCGUCUUCUACUACACCCAACGACUAUGGCUGCAGCUGCUGGCCCCGCCUCCGCCGCGCAGGCGAUCGGGGAGUACCUGCAGUCUCCUGACGAUCUGGCCAAGGUCUCCGCAUACCGGAAGAAACUCGAGAAGGAGAAGGCCUCUAUAGACGCACGACUACGAACAGGAGUGAAGGAGCAGCUUACUGCGACGCGAGAAGGGCUCCGAAAGCUGCUGAACACGCGGAAGAAUGUGCAGACCAUCCGCGAUGAGAUGGUGCAGAUAGACCGGGAGUGCAACGAUCCCCAGAACCAUGUUGCAACAUUCGACCAGAUCAGCAGAGUGUCCAUGGUACACAGAAACUUCGAGCAGACGGAGGAGAUGGUGCAGAACCUCCUCGAGAUGAACUCGCGACUGGACAUGCUCGAGAACAUGCUCGAGGAGGACAGCCAGGACAUCCUCGGACCCGCCCCCAACCUCCUCGUCAUCCACUUCCAGCUCAAACAGCUCGAAGACUUCCGCAAUGAGACUAUGCACCAGGCGAAGAAGGCGUCGGCGCAGUCGCGUGCGACCCUCUCGCAGUGGUUCGAGCGCUUGAACGGCGUGAUCGACGCGUUCGACCAGUACAUCAUUGGCCUCGCGUCGAACGUGCUGAGCAUCGUGCGCGCGGGGAACCCGGACGUCGUCGUGAAGCUCAUCAAGAUCGCCGAGACGGAGGGCAGGGAGGACGAGAAGGCUAUCGCUAUCCGGCUGGUGAAGAAGGCCGCGAAGAUGGACGCCGCGUCGAAAUUCAAGUCGAUGCAAGCCAAUGCCCGUGUCAUCAAGCACUACCGGUCGAAAAUUAUGAAAGCCAUCUCGGACUCCAUUCAGGCGACCUUCAGCGACGCGUAUGAGCAGUACGCGAACGACCCCGUCGGUUUCUUGAACGACAUUGGUUGGAUGUACCAGGACAUCAUUCGCAUAGAAAGCGAUGUCGUGCCGUGCUUCCCGCCCAGCUACGAGGUGUACUCAUUCUACAUUCGCGAGUACCACAAAGCCCUUAACAACACCCUGAAGAGGCUUGUCGCCUCCGACCCCGGCGCCAGCGUCCUUCUCGAGCUCUUCAACUGGAUCAAGAGCUAUAAGGCCGACAUGAAGGAACUGAACAUCCCGCCAGAGCUGAUGGAGCCGCCACUCUUGGAUGGCAAGGAGCAGGACCUCAUCGAGGACUACGUCCAGCUCAUCAUCAAGAAGCUCGACGAGUGGUCCGCCAACCUGAUGAAGACCGAGGUCGGCGAGUUCACCACGCGCGCAGAGCCUCCAGAAAUCGACAGCGACGGCCUCUACGGCAUGCAGGGCGCGGUCAUCCUCUUCCAAAUGGUCAACCAGCAGAUCGACCUCGCUACGGAGAGUGGCCAGGGCGCGAUUCUCGCGCGUGUCGUCGCGGAGACGAAUCGCGUGAUGCGAGGGAUCCAGGAGACGUGGGUGCGCACCGUUGAGGCCGAGUUCAAGAAGCAGACGGAGAAGCCGGAGGAGGUUGCAUCUGGUCUGAUGGAGUACUGCAUCGCGCUCGCCAACGACCAAAUCAAGAGCGCGGACUACACGGAGGCGCUGCUCGCGCGCGUCGAGCCCUUGGUAUCCGAGAAGUACCGAGUGCCGAUCAGCGAGCACUUGAACAGCGCGUUCGACGGGUACCUCGAUGUCGCGCGGAAGUGCACGCAGACGCUCAUCGACAUGAUGUUCAACGACUUGCGGCCGGCGACGAAGACCCUGUUCCAGCAGGCCUGGUACGAGGGCGACGUCAUGGCGCAGAUCGUGGCUACAUUGCGAGACUACAUGGAGGACUUCCAGUCCUACCUGAACCCAUCCUUACUCGACCUCCUGAUCGACGACCUCAUCGAAUCCUUCCUCGUUACCUACCUCACCGCGCUCGCGAACGCCUCGAAGCUCAAGAUGCCCAGCGCGGCAAACAAGAUCGGGGACGACAUCGAGGCGGUGUUCUCGUUCUUCUCCGGGUACAAGAAGCGUGAGGAGCUCGAGGCGGCGUUCGAUAUCAUGAACCUCGUGCUCGCGAUGCUCGAGGCAUCGAAGGACCUCAUCUUCUUGUCGUUCUUCGAGUUCGCGAAGAUACACGGGCCGAACCUGCAGUUCGUGGAGGGAUUGGUGAAGGCACGGAACGACCUGGACCGCUCGGCGGUGAGCGAGGUCAUGGACAGCAUCAAGCGGAAAGCGAACUCAGAAGAUCUGACAGAACCACCUGCACCUACGAUAAUGAAGAAGAUCUCUGUCCAGAGUAGCUUCUCCCGCUUCCUUCAGCGCGCCACGUAGGCGUGCGGAAGUACGCCGUGGCUGCGCGCUGCCCAUAUCACACUGCAUGCCAGGCGCGGUCUUCGCCAGCUUGUACCAUCAUCGCAUUGUAUCCUUAUUUGCACUAUUCACGAUCGAUUCACGACUUUGGAAAGGA
Molecule: messenger RNA, 2494 nt
Organism: Schizophyllum commune H4-8
Lineage: Eukaryota; Fungi; Basidiomycota; Agaricomycetes; Agaricales; Schizophyllaceae
Product: exocyst complex component Sec6
Exons: 4
Coding region: 97-2358 (753 amino acids)
Biological process (GO): exocyst localization; exocytosis
Cellular component (GO): exocyst
Molecular function (GO): SNARE binding
Source: RefSeq, a predicted model, not a curated record